GAAGGCGGCGCUCAAGGAUUAGAAGUGGCUCGAGACUGGCAUCUUCCGUAAGUUUCGUCGCUACCCGCUACCAAAGUCCGUAGACGUUCCCAGAGGAACUGUGGCAGGUGUGUGGGGAGUGAUUCCGGUCGGUGAAGACCAGGGGUUACCAGCAUCUCUCAAGGACAUCUACAGGGGCUUCAACGCGCCAGGUCAAGUCUUCCCUGGCAUCACCAUCAUCCUGAGCAUCAUCGCCGUCGUCGGCAUGACCAUUAGCCUCAGGGACGAUUGGAGCCAGUUGACCACCGCCGGCAAGGCGCUCACCAUCAUCUCGAUCAGCGUGACCGCAGCCAGCAUUUUCGCCAGCGAACUGGUUGCGGAAGCCAUCAUAUGGGCUGGGUUCGUCGCCGCAGAGUCCACCAUGGUUGUAACUCUCCCGAUUGUCGGAGCCGUGUUGGUCGAGAUCGGUGUCGUUAUCAUGAUAUUCAUGUCCAUCUUCGAGAUGCGGGAGGAAUCACCAGAGCCAGCACUCACCCCGAUCGAGAGCCUCAUCGAAGGUGUCGGUCGGUCCUUGAUCGCCACCUGGGACGAACACCCCGGUCCUUUCCUCGUCUACACCAUCCCGACAGGUGUUGGGCUGGGAGGUGCUACGAAGACUCUGGUCCUCGAGGCCGCCAAUCCCACGUCUUCCAUCAUGAAGCCGCGGGCCAUGUCGUUUAGAUUCCUCGCGGGUGCAGCUACGGCCACAAUCGCCCCGGACGCUCUGUUCUCGGAUGCCAAAUUUGAGCUCGUUGAUGCCACCGACAUUUCGCGCAACAACCCUGGCAACAUCUUCUUUGGCCACGACCCGGGCUUGGAGGCCUUGCUGCAAUUCGAUCCGCGCGACUCGGGGGGCGCGGCAUGGGAAGUGCGAGUGACUGGUAAGACUGGCGGCACGGACAAGGCCGAGCAAGGGCUCAUUCGCCUGGCACCGGGAUACGCUAUAAGUGUGAUUGUUUCUGGAUAUCUGUGUCAGGGAACUUAGGUGGUGUACUAAGCCCGUCCAUAGACCAUUCAGGCAAAUGCCCAAAAGAUCAACCAA
Molecule: messenger RNA, 1060 nt
Organism: Colletotrichum navitas
Lineage: Eukaryota; Fungi; Ascomycota; Sordariomycetes; Glomerellales; Glomerellaceae
Exons: 1
Coding region: 245-1003 (252 amino acids)
Source: RefSeq, a predicted model, not a curated record